This is a messenger RNA of Cicer arietinum (chickpea), 2092 nucleotides long. RefSeq names its product cationic amino acid transporter 8, vacuolar. Gene Ontology annotation, molecular function: amino acid transmembrane transporter activity. Gene Ontology annotation, cellular component: plasma membrane. NCBI's taxonomy places the organism in Eukaryota, Viridiplantae, Streptophyta, Magnoliopsida, Fabales, Fabaceae. Gene Ontology annotation, biological process: transmembrane transport; amino acid transport. The record is from RefSeq and is a predicted model, not a curated record.
CCACUAGCACUCGUAUAUCACUGUGAAUAUUCAUACUUGAGUGUUUAUUAUUAUCCGAUUCCAUUUCUCAGUCAGAAAGGUUAGUUACUUAGUUAGUUACCGAUGGCAACGGCAUCAACCUCCACCGCCGCCGCCACCGCCACCACCACUUCAAAGACCCGAAGCUACUGGCGGUGGAGCAAGCAAGAUUUUUUCCCGGAACCGUCAUUCCAAACAGGGGAAACCUACCGGAGCGCCUUGGCAAGUACAUGUCCGCGACUGAAGGACCGUCUCCUGAACCGGUCAACGGAUUCAAACGAACUUCUAGUCCUUCCAAAAGCCAGCGAGAAUCGCAUGCCUCGUUGCCUCACUUGGUGGGACCUAACCUGGUUGGCCUUUGGAGCAGUCGUCGGUUCCGGCAUAUUCGUCGUCACAGGUCAAGAAGCUCAAAUUCAUGCCGGUCCCGCCAUUGUCCUCUCUUACGCCGCGUCUGGCUUCUCCGCUCUACUCUCCGCGUUCAUCUACGCUGAAUUCGCCGUCGAAGUUCCCGUCGCCGGUGGGUCAUUUUCCUUCCUCCGAAUUGAACUUGGAGACUUCAUCGCUUUCAUUGCCGCCGGUAACAUUCUUCUUGAAGCACUCGUCGGCGCCGCCGGUCUCGGCCGUUCAUGGUCCUCUUACUUCGCCACAAUGGUAAAAAACGAUUCGGAUUAUUUCCGGAUCCGAGUCGACUCGUUGAAAACCGGUUUCAACAUGCUGGAUCCGUUAGCCGUUGCGGUUCUAUUAAUCACUAAUGGAAUCGCCGUUAGUGGAACUAGAAAAACGUCAAUCUUAAACUGGCUUAGUUCAAUUGUGACAACUCUUGUUAUAGCUUUCAUUAUAGUAGUCGGUUUUAUUCACGGAAAAUCGUCAAACUUAACGCCGUUUUUACCUUACGGCGUUAAAGGCGUUUUCAAUGCCGCUGCUGUUGUUUAUUGGUCUUACACAGGUUUUGAUAUGGUUGCAACUAUGGCUGAAGAAACUAAAAAACCUUCUAGAGAUAUACCUAUUGGUUUAAUUGGUUCCAUGUCAAUUAUUACAGUUAUUUAUUGUUUAAUGGCAUUUGCGCUUGUGUCAAUGGUUAAGUACACCGAGAUUGAUGCUGAAGCUGCUUAUUCAGUUGCUUUUGUUCAAAUUGGUAUGAAAUGGGGUAAAUAUUUAGUGAGUAUUUGUGCUUUGAAAGGAAUGACAACAAGUUUACUUGUUGGGUCAAUGGGACAAGCUAGGUACACAACUCAAAUUGCAAGGUCACAUAUGAUUCCACCUUUUUUCGCACUUAUUCAUCCUAAAACUGGAACACCAAUUAAUGCUACACUUUUGACCACUUUGUCAAGUUGUAUUGUUGCUCUCUUUACUAGUUUGGAUGUGCUGUCUAGUGUUUUUUCUGUUAGUACUCUUUUCAUUUUUAUGCUUAUGGCUGUUGCGUUGCUAGUCAGGAGAUAUCAUGUGAGGGAAGCAACGGAUAACAAGGAUUUUUGGAAGGUUCUUUUGUGUUUGUUUGUUGCUAUUGCUUCUUGUGUUGUUGGGACUGCGCUUUGGAAUUCGGGUUCGGCAGGUUGGAUUGGAUAUACUGUGGCUGCUUGCGUUUGGUUUUUGGCGACUUUGGUGAUGAGUUUGCUUCCAAAGAUGAGGCAACCCAAGGUUUGGGGGGUUCCGCUGGUUCCAUGGGUGCCUUCUUUGUCGAUUGCCACAAACCUUUUUCUUAUGGGGUCAUUGGGUGCUGAUGCUUUCUAUAGAUUCUUUAUUUGUACUAGUGUAAUGCUUGUGUAUUAUUUGUUGGUUGGUGUUCAUGCUACUUAUGAUGUGGAUCAUGGAAUUGGUCAAGAAUCAAGCCAUGGUGAGGGAAUGGAAACUGCCAUUUAAGGGGAUUAGCAUGUUUCUAAGUUCCAUCUAUUGAGAUGUUGUGGAUUCUUUGAUGUUGUGUUAGGAAUAGUUUAGCCUUAUAUAUUAUUUGUUGUUGCGGAAUCAAGAAGAGUUCAGUCUUUUUGGUAAUUGGAAAGCAACUCUCUGGAGUCAUGGCCAAAUGUAAAUCACAACUUGCCCUUAGUAUAAUAAAAUUAUUGCUUUUUAUUUAUUA